Molecule: messenger RNA, 1413 nt
Organism: Helobdella robusta
Lineage: Eukaryota; Metazoa; Annelida; Clitellata; Rhynchobdellida; Glossiphoniidae
Exons: 10
Coding region: 1-1413 (470 amino acids)
Molecular function (GO): calcium ion binding
Source: RefSeq, a predicted model, not a curated record
AUGCCAAACCGAGAGCCACCGGCCUGUCUUAGCCGGCCAUGUUUAAACGGCGCCAACUGCACGGACCUGGCGAAUGGUGGCUACUUCUGCAGCUGCAAACCUUACUACACUGGAAAAAAUUGCGAAACUAACAUCUUCCACCCCUGUCGAAGUGGUCCAUGUGUGAAUGGCGGCAAAUGUAUCGAGCUUGGCAACUGCACCUCUCAGUUCAAAUGUGUCUGUCCGUUUGGAUUCACUGGAGCGCGCUGCGAAGUUGAAGUGAAAGAAUUUGUGCUGAACGUGACGGCCCGGGAGACAUUGAGCGCUCUCUACCUGGACAGCGUUCAAAUAUUCAACCUGAGCAACGUUGCUGACUGGAAGAAAGUUGCAACGGUAAGAACACCCAUCACCACUCGUCUCAUUGCCGUCAUGGCUGGCAAUAUUCACGAUAUGUGCGCCGGAAUCCUGCUGUCAGAAAGGAAUCAGUACAUUCUAAGCAGCAACAUCAACUGGAAGUGUUACAUUGAUGCCUCGCUUGGAUGGGCCAGCCUGACCUACAACGAUUCACAUUGGCCCACUGCCCACGUUGUCGCUAGUAAUGGGCCCGUUGUUGGCUGCCCCGAUUUAGAGGUUGUGAAGGACAUCCAUCCCGAUGCUAAAUGGAUUUGGACAACUCGUAACAUUCAGUUUGAUUUGGUGGUCUACUGCCGUGGCUACAUAGACAUAUGCAAAUCUAAACCAUGUCAGAACGGAGGGAUAUGCCACAGGAGUGGCAGCCAGUUGUGCGCCUGUCUGAAGGGGUUUACUGGAACAUUCUGCGAGAAAGUCGAGUACACGGAUUUAUCCGUAUUUGCCUACGAAAAGCUGGAAUCAGUUUACAUUGACGACGUUAAGAUGAAGACCAUUACGAACGGCGUGAACAAAUAUUCUCUCCACCCACUCGUUCGCCAGUUGAAGUUCAUGGUUAUCGAUGCUAAUCAGGUUUCUGAUACCAAGAAAUGUUACGGACUCGUCGGUUCGACGGGUGUGGGUCCCAUUGAUUUAAUCACUUACAAAUUAGAUUGGAAAAGUGAGUACAACACGGAAGCAGGCUGGCACCGGAACGACUUCAACGACACCAAAUGGGUUUUACCUGACGAACUUAAGAUGAAUAAUGAAUCCCGAUGUACGGAUUUGAAACCGAUUCCUGACAUCAGAAGCACUGCUCGCUGGAUCUGGCCUCCGAAAGCAUCUGACAGAUAUUUGGUCGCUUUUUUUAGGGCAACCACAAAUUUGUGCAAAAAACAGUUGAGCAUCUGUCAGAACCAGGGCACAUGCAGUCCUAGCAAGGGUCCGAUAUGCGUCUGCCCAUCAACAUUCACUGGACCGUACUGCGAGUACAAAAUUGGAGUUGAUGUUCCAGGUCCGGAAGCUUCAUGUCCAUCCAAUUUUUGA